Emiliania huxleyi CCMP1516 is the source of this 1011-nucleotide messenger RNA. RefSeq lists its product as hypothetical. The record is from RefSeq and is a predicted model, not a curated record. Gene Ontology annotation, molecular function: protein binding. The transcript has 6 exons. Lineage: Eukaryota; Haptophyta; Isochrysidales; Noelaerhabdaceae. Bases 1 to 1011 code for a protein of 336 amino acids.
AUGUCCGACUCCGACCCGCUCGCUCGCUGCCUCGAGCUCAAGGACAGCGGCAACGCGGCUCUCAAGGUGGGUGACACUGCUGAGGCGAUCCGGAUGUACGAAGAGGCGGCGUCGCUCGCCGAAGCGCAUCCAGACAAGAGCGUGCUUGCCGCUGUGUGCUCGAACCUUUCCGCGGCUCUCCUCCGCGCGGAGCGUGCGGAGGAGGCGCUGGUGGCGGCCGGCCGCUCCGUCGGCGCUCGGGUGGACUGGUCCAAGGCUCACUUCCGGCGCGGCGAGGCGGCAUUCGCGCUGCGGCAGUACAAGGAGGCGCGAGAGUCGUAUCGGCACGCGGCGGAGCUGGACGCCAAGGAGAUCAAAGAGGCGCACGGCGCGAGCGCGGUGCCGCAGCGGGCGGACAAGAGCCUCUCUGCGGCGGUCGCCGUCUGCGACGAGGCGAUGCCGGGCGGGAUCGCGAUGAAGGGCGGGCUGUGGUUCCGGCAGCUGCUUCCGGGCAGAGACGUGGCGCUCGUGCGGGCGGGCGCCAGCCAGCCGCAGAAGAACCUCUUCCUCGCGGCGGCGAGCAUGAAGAACUUUGUCUACCUGGUCGGUGACGCGGCGACGCGCGAGUGCUACGUGGUGGACGGCUGCUGGGACGUGGAGGGCAUCGUCGCGCUGGCGAGGCGGCACAAGAUGAGGCUGGUCGGCGCGGUGCCCCCCCGGCUGGUUGCCAUGGUGUGCGGCCCCUUCGCGCAAGAGGCGCAGCUGCCAGGGCUGGGGGAGCUGUCUCGCGACCACGGCGGAGCCGUCGCGUCGGUACUCGUCGGCGACACCAUCUUCCCCGGCUCGCUCGACUUGCCGGACUCGGACGUGGACGCGAUGUUCGACUCGCUGCAGCAGCUGCGCGCCCUCGGCGACGACGUCGUCAUCUACCCUGGCCACGGGUACAGCGGAGACAGGACGACGGUCGGCAAGGAGAAGGUGAGCGGCCUCCUGCGCCCCUUCAGCCGAGAGCAGUGGCGCGCUAUGCACUGA